This is a messenger RNA of Bufo gargarizans (Asiatic toad), 4245 nucleotides long. RefSeq names its product Fc receptor-like protein 5. Gene Ontology annotation, molecular function: transmembrane signaling receptor activity. The transcript has 15 exons. The record is from RefSeq and is a predicted model, not a curated record. NCBI's taxonomy places the organism in Eukaryota, Metazoa, Chordata, Amphibia, Anura, Bufonidae. The coding region runs from base 325 to 3465 and encodes 1046 amino acids. Gene Ontology annotation, biological process: cell surface receptor signaling pathway.
GUUACCAGCAGAGUGACUGCAGCUCAGGCUGAUUUAGCAAAGUGGGAAAACCCCUUUAAGGACAAACUCUACUUGUCUUUUUUAAAUGUACUUUUUGGCUUAAAAAAAUGCAUCAAAGAACCUGAACGUUGGCCAUAGCCUAACACCCUUACCACAGCUAUGUCAAUUCCGUUUCCUGCCAUUUAGUUUUAAACAUUUACACUUCUUGAUGAGAACAAUUCAGAAACCAUUUCUCACUAUAUAGUUGUCACCCAUUCUACUUGCUGGACAGAUUAUGUGCACUUCUCUUAUGCUUUAUUCAUUAAUUCAUAUGGUUGAAAAUCAAUGAUGACAAGGACAAUAAGAUUUGGGCUGUUCCUUUUUGUACAAAUUGCCUUAAUAUCAGGCAUUCCUUUUCUUCACACAGACCAAAAUCUGCCAAUUUAUGUGCCAGGUGAUAAUAUAACACUUAUGUGCUGCUCCGAAUCUCCUUUGACCCACCAAAUGUUCGAGUUUUAUAGAGAAGAUUCAUUGAUUUAUUUCAUAGCACAAGACCAAAACUGCACUAGCCAGAUCAUUAAAAUUACAACGCAGCAAGAUAUUGGCCCAUAUUACUGUGCAUACAAAGCAGUAGAAAAUGGAACUGAUGUGCAAUCCAAUAUGAGCCAUCCAAUCACUUUCCAAUAUGCAGACACACCGCUGCCUCCAAACAUUACUCUGGUACCGUUAUUCUCUGUGUAUACUACUAAGGAAUCUGUGCAUCUGGAAUGUGCACCUCCUGAUGGCACGGCAGUGAAAGGAAUCCAGAUUUACAAAGAAGGAAACGAGAUCCAUGAGGGGGUGACACUGAAGAGUAGAUAUGAGAUUUCUGCCUCAAACAAAGAUGCUCCAGGAAGAUAUUAUUGCAAAUAUUGGGUAGAAAUGAAUGGACGGAGCAUCAGCUCGUCACCUAGUGAGCAUGUCACCAUCAAUGUCACAAAUCCCCCCCAGGCUCCAUCCAUUAUUCUGAAUCCUAAGUUACCUGUUUAUAUAAAAGGGGAAAAUGUGAACAUCACUUGUUCUUUUCCUGAGCAGUCUACAGUCAUCUCCAUCCAGUACAUCAAAGACAACCAGGAGAUUCACAGAUCUAAGACACCCAAGACCAUGUCCACAUAUGUAUUAUCUAAUUUAUCUCUGGAGAAUACAGGUCAAUAUAAGUGUCAGUACUGGGUUAAAACUUCUGGGAGACAAAUUUCUUCCAAUGCAAGUGUUCCUAUAUCUAUCAUUGUGGAGGACACACCGCUGCCUCCAAACAUUACUCUGGUACCGUUAUUCUCUGUAUAUACUACUAAGGAAUCUGUGCAUCUGGAAUGUGCACCUCCUGAUGGCACGGCAGUGAAAGGAAUCCAGAUUUACAAAGAAGGAAACGAGAUCCAUGAAGGGGUGGCACUGAAGAGUAGAUAUGAGAUUUCUGCCUCAAACAAAGAUGCUCCAGGAAGAUAUUAUUGCAAAUAUUGGGUAGAAAUGAAUGGACGGAGUAUCAGCUCGUCACCUAGUGAGCAUGUCACCAUCAAUGUCACAAAUCCCCCCCAGGCUCCAUCCAUUAUUCUGAAUCCUAAGUUACCUGUUUAUAUAAAAGGGGAAAAUGUGAACAUCACUUGUUCUUUUCCUGAGCAGUCUACAGUCAUCUCCAUCCAGUACAUCAAAGACAACCAGGAGAUUCACAGAUCUAAGACACCCAAGACCAUGUCCACAUAUGUAUUAUCUAAUUUAUCACUGGAGAAUACAGGUCAAUAUAAGUGUCAGUACUGGGUUACAACUUCUGGGAGACAAAUUUCUUCCAAUGCAAGUGUUCCUAUAUCUAUCAUUGUGGAGGACACACCGCUGCCUCCAAACAUUACUCUGGUACCGUUAUUCUCUGUAUAUACUACUAAGGAAUCUGUGCAUCUGGAAUGUGCACCUCCUGAUGGCACGGCAGUGAAAGGAAUCCAGAUUUACAAAGAAGGAAACGAGAUCCAUGAGGGGGUGACACUGAAGAGUAGAUAUGAGAUUUCUGCCUCAGACAAAGAUGCUCCAGGAAGAUAUUAUUGCAAAUAUUGGGUAGAAAUGAAUGGACGGAGCAUCAGCUCGUCACCUAGUGAGCAUGUCACCAUCAAUGUCACAAACACACCGCUGCCUCCAAACAUUACUCUGGUACCGUUAUUCUCUGUGUAUACUACUAAAGAAUCUGUGCAUCUGGAAUGUGCACCUCCUGAUGGCACGGCAGUGAAAGGAAUCCAGAUUUACAAAGAAGGAAACGAGAUCCAUGAGGGGGUGACACUGAAGAGUAGAUAUGAGAUUUCUGCCUCAAACAAAGAUGCUCCAGGAAGAUAUUAUUGCAAAUAUUGGGUAGAAAUGAAUGGACGGAGUAUCAGCUCGUCACCUAGUGAGCAUGUCACCAUCAAUGUCACAAAUCCCCCCCAGGCUCCAUCCAUUAUUCUGAAUCCUAAGUUACCUGUUUAUAUAAAAGGGGAAAAUGUCAACAUCACUUGUUCUUUUCCUGAGCAGUCUACAGUCAUCUCCAUCCAGUACAUCAAAGACAACCAGGAGAUUCACAGAUCUAAGACACCCAAGACCAUGUCCACAUAUGUAUUAUCUAAUUUAUCACUGGAGAAUACAGGUCAAUAUAAGUGUCAGUACUGGGUUACAACUUCUGGGAGACAAAUUUCUUCCAAUGCAAGUGUUCCUAUAUCUAUCAUUGUGGAGGAUCCACCCAUUACUCCAGUUCUUAAGCUGGCUCCAGCUCUGGAAAUUUACGUAGUAGGAGAAAGCCUUGUAUUUACAUGCAGCGGCCUUGUCAAUGCAAGACAUACCAUAUAUAAAGAUGGCCAGCUGCUGCAGAACGAUUUCUUCCAUCUAAUCCCAAGUGUACAGUUAUACCACAAUGGAAGCUAUACCUGUGCAUACAAUUUUGAUAACAAGGGACGUCAGAUGGAGUCAUCCCGAAGCCAGGCUGUUAACAUAUAUGUAAUCGAACCAUUGCCAGCUCCUAUACUCACAUUGGGACGCCCCAUAGAAAAAGUAGAAGAGGGGUUUGUGGUAACAUUAAACUGUUCUGCACCCGAUGAAGAUCUGCUUAGGACGUUUUACUAUUUCAGCACAACAGAAGAUAAUCAUUUGGCCAACUUGACAGGUUUUUCAACCUCUCUUGAGUUGGAAGUGGGACAUAUCAGCCAAAUUGCCUAUAUCUGUGAAUAUGAACAGGAGCUGAAGGGAAGAACGAUUAGGUCUAGAAGGAGUCAAACACUUUCCAUACAGCUCUCAGAAGCCUCCAUAAUGUCCCCUCCAGUGAUAGCUGGUAUUAUCGGAACAAUCUCUCUUCUUCUUUGUUUUACUCUGGCACUUUGGUUCUACAUGAAGAGUAAAAGAUAUAACAGACUUAAUCGUUUUCGUUUCAGUUCUUUCAGACAUGGUGGGUGGCUGACAUCCUAUGCACACAGAGAAAGUAGAGGAGACUCUCCUUCCUAGCUGUCUCACAGUCACUCAGAAGCAGCCCCAGGAUCAUUGAGGACAUUACAAAGAAGUACUGACAUGUAUGGUUAUAAAUAAAGCACUUGUGCAUACCUAUAAACUUCAUAUGUGGCUAUUGCAGUCUCUAUUUGUCUGUACAUGUCUCAGAGUUCCUGUUCACUUCCUCCCUCUAUGGACUUGCAUUGACAUGUGUAAUAUGAUCCUCCUGCAGAGAUGACCCAUCCUGAACAGGGAUUUUACGAAAUUUUUCAAAGUGAAAAGCAAUUAGAAAGGAGGUGGGCUGGUAAACAGCUGGAGAACUAGACAUUUCUCACUGAAAAGACAUAUAACAAAAUUUAUUGUGCUCACUUGUACUAUUGAUUUAUGCAAAGUUGUGUGAAAAGUUAGUGACCAUUAUAACUAGUAUUUCCUGACCAAGCUUCUUCAGAACCCUGGUAUUUCCUGGAAACUGGUUACUGGUUCCCCUGAAUCGCAGCAGCAAUAAAACAGGAAAUUAAGUUGAGGUUCAAAACAUUUUUGAAGGAUUUUUCCAUGGUAAUAAGGUUGGGAAUUACAGUCAGCUCUUCUGACAUAACUGUUGCAGUAAAAACAGUUUACCCACUUUAAGGCGACCACCAAAUAUUUUAAUUUAAAAAGUACUUACAGAAGGUUGGUCCUCUCUGAGAACAUGGUCGGUAUGUAUAGUAUAAGAUGGAACAGAAAAUCUGUCACAGAUAUUUUUGUCUUUUCCAUUUAAAAAAAUCAUGAAAUGUCCUUUGUUAAAACUCUGUGUGAGCC